AUGGAGCUGGUGGACGCGAUCGAGAUUCCGCGCGUCGGCAACGUCUUCCUUCGACAGGGACCGCGACGAGAACAACGGGGAUCGCUGAUUUUGAUGGGCCAUCACAUGAUCUUCGCUCCACAAGCCGAUUCAUCAAACGAUCCAAACAACACGGCGAAUAAGGAGGAGUUCUGUAUUCUUCAUCGAAUGAUCGAUCGCGUUGUUAGCGAGCCCCGAUCGCGUGAUCCAAACUCGAAAGGAGGGAUCUUGACGCUAAAGUGCAAGAAUUUUAUGAUUUGCGUCUUCGAGGUACUCGAGCUGGACGAGUGUAUGGCUGCGGCGAGAACAAUCGAAACGUUGAGCAAUUUGAACGGUUUCUCUCUCGACUACCCAUUCUUCUAUCGAUGCCCGUUUACGAUUCUCGACGAUGGAUGGAGAGCAUUUGAUGUUGAAAGUGAAUUCGCGAGGGUUUCCAUGAAUGCACCCGAAAUGUUUCGUGUCUCGGAGGUGAAUAAGGAUUUCAAGGUUUGUGCAUCUUAUCCGGAGAAGGUGAUCGUUCCGCGAGGAAUUGGCGACGACUAUCUGAGGAUUUCGGCCACAUUUCGUGAUGGAGGACGUUUCCCGGUGUUGGCCUACUUUCACAGACAUACAAAGUCACCGAUCUUCCGAUGCAGCCAGCCGCUAAUCGGACCAACAAACAGACGGUGUAAGGAAGAUGAGACGAUUCUGAAUGCUCUUCUUUCAAUUGCACGAGGGAUUAUCAUCGACACGAGAAGUAAAGUGAAUGCACAAUCGGCUAAAGCUAAAGGAGGUGGCGCCGAGACGCAACAAUGCUAUUCGCAAUGGCGUUAUGUCACUUGUGGAACACCGAGGAUCAAGGAUUUGCACGAUUCGCUGGCGAAAAUGGUUGAUGUCUCGAUCGACAAGUCAGUUUCAUCGGAUCGUUGGCUUUCCCGUCUCGCCUCAUCAUCAUGGCUUUCUUCAAUCGCCGAUUAUCUAAACGCGGCCGCGAAUGUGGCUCAAUGCGUUGCAUGUGAAGGUACCCAAGAAGUCCCAGUCGUUGUUCAUGGUGGUGAGGGUGUUGAUUCGACGAUUCUCGUCACUUCAUUGGCGCAAAUGAUUCUUGAUCCAGACGCGAGAACGAUUCGAGGAUUCCAAUCACUGAUCGAACGGGAAUGGAUAUGUGGAGGUCAUCCGUUUAGUUUACGCAAUGCACAUUCGGCGUUUGCUGAGGGCACGAUCACUGGACCCUACGAGGCGCCUGUCUUCUUGGCUUUUCUCGAUUGUGUUUGGCAGUUAACGCAACAAUUCCAACAUUCGUUCGAAUUCACCGAGGGCUUUCUUCUGGAUCUCUUCGAACACUCAUACGCAUCGGAAUUUGGCUCAUUUUUGGGCAACAAUGAAAUGGAGAAACAAAAACAUCAAGUACGACAACACACGGUCUCGUUGUGGUCCUAUGUGAAUAAUCCGGAGAUUCUCAAAUCGUACGUGAACGUCCUUUACGAGCCGAAUGAAAGUGUCACAUGGCCGAGCGUGGCACCGCAAAGCAUUCAAGUAUGGGAACGUCUCUUUCUACGAUGGCAACGCGAUUGGACUGAGGUGAAUGCGAUUCGUGAAGCGGCUGUACAAUGGAGAUUGAAGGAGAGACAAUUGGCGAGCAAGGCCUUAUCGUUGAGGAGGCAACUCGUCGAAUUGAUGAAAGAGGCACAUUUGGCAAAAACGCUCAACGAUGUCCGCGUGGCUGAU
Messenger RNA from Mesorhabditis belari, 1725 nucleotides. NCBI's taxonomy places the organism in Eukaryota, Metazoa, Nematoda, Chromadorea, Rhabditida, Rhabditidae. The record is from the annotation of a GenBank genome assembly.